CGGCGCGCGCGAACGCACGCGAACGACGCGAAAGGCGCACCCCGCGCGAACACCCACCGACGAGCGAACGCACGAUGGCGACGACGACGCGAGCGCCCGCGAUGGCGCGGAUGGCGAUCCGAAACACCGCGACCCGCGGGAAGACGGCGAGCAAACGCGCGGUGGCGAUGCGAGGCACCGAGCGCGUGGACGGAGGGAUUUAUAAGGAACCCCACCACGGGUUCAGCGAUGAGUUCAUCGAGGAGACGCUCGGGAAGUUCCCGGAAGAGGGCAUCUGCGAUAACCAGGAGGCGAUGAUUCUCGUCGUCGCGGGCGGGUACAAGAUUUUGGACGUGCGCGCGGAUUCCGAGAUUGAUUUCGUGGGUAACUACCCGCGGGAUCAAAUCAACGGCUCGAAGUUCGUCGUGGCGUCGAUCGUCAACGCGACGCGCAAGUACGACAGCGAGAAGGGCGAAAAGGUGUACCAGCAAAGCGUCAACGCCGACUUCAAGGCGCAAGUUGAAAAAUUGUUCCCGGAUAAGGAAGCGAAGGUCAUCGUCGCUUGCUCCGAUGGCCGCAACCGCACGCUUCAAGCGCUUGAGACCAUGGAUGAAAUGGGCUACGUCAACAUCGUCGGUCUCCGCGGUGGCUACAACUUGUGGAACCGUCAAUGGGAUGCCAAGCUUCGCACGCGCAACUUGCCGGGCGUCUUCAAGGAAGACUACAUCCACGGUGCCGACGGUUGCGGCGUGCACGCCACCGGUGCGGGUUUCCAAAACCAAGACGCGUUCCAAUACGCUGACUGGAGAGACACCACCGAAUGGAUCGACACCCUUGAACCGGUCGCGGCGUAA
Ostreococcus lucimarinus CCE9901 is the source of this 833-nucleotide messenger RNA. RefSeq lists its product with no specific name. The record is from RefSeq and is a predicted model, not a curated record. Lineage: Eukaryota; Viridiplantae; Chlorophyta; Mamiellophyceae; Mamiellales; Bathycoccaceae. Bases 111 to 833 code for a protein of 240 amino acids. The transcript has a single exon. Gene Ontology annotation, molecular function: catalytic activity.